This is a messenger RNA of Papaver somniferum (opium poppy), 731 nucleotides long. RefSeq names its product histone H2B.3-like. The record is from RefSeq and is a predicted model, not a curated record. The coding region runs from base 92 to 541 and encodes 149 amino acids. NCBI's taxonomy places the organism in Eukaryota, Viridiplantae, Streptophyta, Magnoliopsida, Ranunculales, Papaveraceae. Gene Ontology annotation, biological process: nucleosome assembly. Gene Ontology annotation, molecular function: protein heterodimerization activity; structural constituent of chromatin; DNA binding. The transcript has a single exon. Gene Ontology annotation, cellular component: nucleosome.
AUAUCUUUACUCUCUCUCCCCCUCCUCCACAUCAAAAUUAAUCUUUUCUCUCCUUAUUAAUUUUCAGUUUAUCCUUCAAAUUUUUGUUGUAAUGGCACCCAAAGCAGAGAAGAAACCAGCAGAGAAGAAGCCAGCAGAAAAGAAGCCCGCCGAAGAGAAGAAGGCAGAAAAAGCACCAGCAGAGAAGAAACCCAGAGCUGAGAAGAAAUUACCAAGCAAAGAUGCUUCAUCAGCAGAUAAGAAGAAGAAGAAGUCAAAGAAAUCAGUUGAGACUUACAAGAUCUACAUCUUCAAAGUUCUGAAACAAGUUCAUCCUGAUAUUGGUAUUUCAAGCAAAGCUAUGGGUAUCAUGAACAGUUUUAUUAAUGAUAUCUUUGAGAAACUUGCUGCUGAAUCAUCCAGAUUAGCUAGGUAUAACAAGAAACCAACAAUUACUUCAAGGGAGAUUCAAACUGCCGUUCGUCUUGUUCUUCCCGGUGAAUUGGCCAAGCAUGCUGUUUCUGAGGGUACCAAAGCUGUUACUAAAUUUACUAGUUCUUAGGGUUUAGUUCUUAGGGUAUCUUUGUGCUUUCCAUGUCUAGGGUAGGGAAUUAAAAUUUCAGAAAUUUGUGUUUUCCUAUGUUGUUUUGGGGAUUUGGGGGUUUUCAGAUAUGUAAAAUAUAGAUGUUUUGAAAUCUAUCCAGUUUCCAAUCGAAAAUCAAUUGAAUGCUAUUUUGAAAUCUUAUCUAGAA